Drosophila kikkawai is the source of this 3506-nucleotide messenger RNA. RefSeq names its product bicaudal D-related protein homolog. NCBI's taxonomy places the organism in Eukaryota, Metazoa, Arthropoda, Insecta, Diptera, Drosophilidae. The record is from RefSeq and is a predicted model, not a curated record.
GCCAGCCAGACGUAUCCGAAACGCGUGUCGCGUCGCCGCCCGAAAAACUGGGGAAAGCCAGAAAAUCUAAAGCUCUCAGAAAUAUCGUAACCAAGAGAAUCGGACCAAGUUAAAGCCAAACGAAGCGAGGCGAAGUGUGCGUAGAUUCCGGAGAAUCGGAAGAGGAAUCGGAAUCGGAUUCAGAUUUGGUAUAGGAGUCGGACUCGAACGCGAACUCGGGACUCGGACAGCGGAAGUUCUGCUUGGAGAGUGGAGGAGCAGCGUCGUGACCGAGUUGUAUGUCAUCCCCCCCGAACCCAAACACAACCCACACCUUGUAAACAAAAAACCUAAAACGAAAUGAAAACCCCAGAAACAAGUAACUGAAAACGUGCCAACGUGACCAACAACGUUGCUCCUUUUUGGCCAAGCGAUUAGAGGCCACUCUGGCUCGGAAUGUAAUCCUCAUUUAGUGCUAAUUUCCAUUACGGCUGCGUACUUACUAUAUGCAUAUAACAUUUAUAUCUAACCGAAACCAACUGCCGCUCCAGACAUCAUCGCAUCCGCUCUCUAACCCCCUUCGAUCUGGGCUGCUCCCUGGGGGCAGCACGCGGUCCAUGGAACUAUGCUCGGAACCAUCACUACACCUACUACUCCAACGGCGUCAUCUGAAUACCUAACACCCCGAGAUAAGACCUGCAGAUCUGCAGAUUAAUCCCAAAGCCAAAAACUUAAACAAAUUGCAUCUUAAACUACCCAAAGUCUGUGUGUGUGUGUGUGUGUGAGUGCGUGUGUGGUUGUGUGUGUUAUGUCUGUAAAUCUGGUUCGUUCGUUGUUGUGCCCGUAAUAAUACACCACACCCGCCACCGCCGCCGCCGCCUGAAAACGCUAACGAUCAUGCAUAAACCAAAGCUAGCGAAUGCUAUAACCGCCGCCGCCAUUGCCUCAUCCAUAUCCACCAACAACAACAACGGCAGCAGCAAGCACAACAGUGCCGGCAGCCAGUCGAAGCGGGCACGCCAGUUUGGCAUCGGCAUUGGCCACCCAUCGAGCCUCCGGCCGGACGACUCCGGCUUCGACCACCUCGACCACUCGUCACUAAUUGGGGAUUCGAUUGAUUUAGAACACUACAUCAGCGCGAUGGAGGCCAGAAGGCACGACCAGGAGCCGGAUGUGUGGGCCCAGCUGCAGCAGAAGGAGUCGGACAUUUUGCUGGCCGCCGAGCUGGGCAAGGCAUUGCUGGAGAAGAACGAGGAGCUGGUGAAGCAGCAGGAGAAGCUCAUUGAGGACUAUUCAACAAAAAUUGAGAAACUCGAGCAGGAGAAGCAUGUGCUGCGUCAGAAGCUGGCAAUAGCCGAGGACGAGAGCGACCAGCGCGUCCUUGAGCUGCAGUCCGAUCUCAACGAGCUGAAGGAGAAAUUGCAGACGCAGGACACAGCCAUCCGGCAGGCGGAGAAGGAGAAGACCAUCCUCAUCGAUGAGCUGCAGCACCAGAACACACGGCUCACGGAACAGAUCCAGGAGGCGCAUGCCACCGAGCUGAAGCUCAGUGCCCAGAUCCAGGAGCUGAAGGACCAGUAUCACUACAGGAAUAGCAGCCUGCAGGAACAUGUCAACAGCCUGGAGUCCAUCAAAACAGAACUCAACCUCACCACAGGCAAGCGGCAGGAGCUGGAGCGUCGCCUGCAGCAUGCCCAGGAGGAGAAGGAGAGCCUGACCUCGUCGCUAGAGGAGGCCUCCGACCGAAUCCACAUGCUGGAGCGCCAUGCCCGCGAGCAGGAAACCAAAUUAGAGACCACCUUACAAGCAUUGGAACGCUCCCAGCGCGAAAAUAAUGUACUCAGUGAACGUUUGGGUGCCGAUACAAAUUCGAGCACGCCGGGCAAAAAGAGUCUGCAGUUUGAAAUGGAGUGCGACGAGGACGAUGGCAGCUAUACGGAAACGGGGAAGCCCAACCAUAUGUGGGUCGAGGCCAGAUCGGUCUAUAUACAGCUUAAGUCUUUGGUGGACUCGCUAAAAGUGAGCCACGAUGACGACUCAGGUCUCAACUCUGACAUAUCGCUGGAGCUGGAGUCAAUGGACAACACCAUCUCAAGCUCAGAGCGCAACGAGGAUGGUCACAUGGCCAUCGAGUUCCGCCAAGGCAUGCUGUCGGCCAUGUCUGACGAGCUGACCCGGCUGCUGCUCAACCUGGAUGCAGGUAAUUUCAAGAAGAUGCUGGACCAAACGCGCAAUUUAGUCCUGGAGCAGGAGGACGAGAUCAAGCGCAGCCACCAGCUCAUACAGCAGCUAGAGGCCAAGGUCACCGUGACGGAUGUGGAGCUGCAGAACGUAAAGGAAGAGCGAGAUCAGGCGCGUGGCGAUCUCGAGGACACCACCGAUCGGGACGAGCUGCUGUCCAAGGCGCAGACAGAGCGUGAUGCGGCCAACAGCCGUCGCACCAAGGCCGAGGUGGAGCUGGCCAAGACGCGGGUGGAGCUUAUGCAGGCCAACAGCCAGCUGCUGGAGUCCAUCCAGCAGAAGGUUGAGCUGUCGCAGCAACUGGAACAGUGGCAGAUGGACAUGCAGGAGCUGAUUGACGAGCAGAUGCGCUCCAAGCUGAUCAACAAUCGACGGGCGCUGGCCGCCGAAUCGUCUGCCCCAUCGCCGCCCAGCAGUGCCGCCGCCAAUCUGGCCAAGCGCGUGUCCAGCUAUAAGCUCUGGAGCUUAUUUCAGCGGUAAUUGGACGCCGAACCUUACCGCCCGCUGGAAGGUGUACGCCACCCUGAUCUUCUUGAUGUAGGACACGGCGCGAAGCUAUAUAUUUUUAAUAUUUAUAUUUAUAAACAAACACAGACACACACAAAUCGAAGGAGAGCGAAUUGUACUUAAUUGUUAUUUGUAAACUGAAGCUGAAGCAUCAUCGCCCUUCUCCUUCUUCUGUUCGUAGUGAAAUCUUUCUAAUUACGCUUUAUUAAUUUUAAAUACUUACCGCAUAUUCGAUAUGUUUAUUGUACCUACUUGUAAUUAAUGUAAUCUUAAACGAACUCGUACUCGUACCUAUGUCUAAGCAGCGUCUCUCUACUUUAUUAGUGACCACAUAUGGACCUCACAAGUAACCCUCCAGGAAAGCUAUAUACACUUGGUAUAAGGAUUACUUGUUGGGUCCGUUUUGGGCCUUAACUUGUUAACUGAUAAUCAAAAAAACAAAAAAUUGAAACAUAUCGCGCCUUUAUUUUUGGGUGAAGUGCUUGAAAAGCCUUCUCCUUUCUCGGAAGAAACUGUUGGCGAUUCAUUGAAACAUUAUAAAUAAAAAAAAAGGAAAUCAAAAUCUGUACGUAAGUGAAAAAAAAGUAAUGUGUAAGAGCAAGGCAUUUAUGUUAAUAGCGUUAAAGAAUUAUUCAUUAUGCUGGCAAUGGAAAGGAGCGCAGGAAUUGUUUAAAGAAAACACAAAAAAAAACUGUGCAACAGACACAAAACUUGCCUUAAUUGAACGGACAAUGAAAUUUUAGAUUGUUUAAAUAAAACAUAACUUACCAAUAAACUUA